Molecule: messenger RNA, 1137 nt
Organism: Xiphophorus maculatus (southern platyfish)
Lineage: Eukaryota; Metazoa; Chordata; Actinopteri; Cyprinodontiformes; Poeciliidae
Product: beta-1,4-galactosyltransferase 2-like
Exons: 2
Coding region: 101-1135 (344 amino acids)
Biological process (GO): protein N-linked glycosylation; carbohydrate metabolic process
Molecular function (GO): cytoskeletal protein binding; beta-N-acetylglucosaminylglycopeptide beta-1,4-galactosyltransferase activity
Source: RefSeq, a predicted model, not a curated record
CGUUUCGUAGAAAACGUUUAAUGGCGCUUCGUGACGUCCGCCGGACGUUACCAGACAACUAUCCGGGGAAGAUGUUUAAACCUUACUGCUAACUGUUAGCAUGCCGAAAACGGCCUUUAAACUGUUGUUACUUUUUUCUUUUUCCAGCCUGACAUUCUUUGCGGUGCUUCUGCUUCACCUGAAAGCCAGAAAUGUCCCCGCCGCGGUACCGAGCAGCCUGGUAAUUACAAGAAAUAAUACUUCCGUAAACAUACUGGCAGCGGCAGUCCGACCGAAUACGACAGCGACGCCAGGAAGGUCAGGAGGAGCUCUGGGUCCGUGUCCCGACGUCCCUCCGAACCUCCUGGGUUCUCUGUACGUGGAGUUCAGAACCAACCGGACCCUGCAGGACGUCCGGAACCUGGUCGGCCCGUUCCUUCAGCAGGGAGGCCGGUACCGACCAUCCAGCUGCGUCGCAAAACAAAAGGUGGCUGUCAUCAUCCCGUUCAGAAACCGGUAUGAACACCUGACCCACUGGCUCUACUACCUCCAUCCGGUCCUGAUGCGUCAGCAGCUGGACUACGGUGUGUACGUCAUCAACCAGGACGGAGACGGAGUGUUCAACCGGGCCAAGCUGAUGAACAUCGGAUUUGUUGAAGCGCUGAUCGAAUACGAUUACGACUGUUUUGUCUUUUCUGAUGUAGACCUGGUACCAAUAGAUGACAGAAACCUCUACAGAUGUUCUGACCAUCCCAGACAUUUAUCUGUGGCUGUGGACAAGUUUAACUUCAUCCUGCCCUACGCCACCAUCUUCGGUGGCGUCUCAGCGUUGUCCGAACAGCAGUUCCUUAAAGUCAACGGCUUUUCAAACACCUUCUGGGGCUGGGGGGGUGAAGACGACGACAUGUCGCAGCGGAUCUCUUACAGAGGGAUGUUCAUAUCCAGACCAGACUCCGUCACUGGGAGGUACAAGAUGAUACAACAUGAGAGAGAUUCUCACAACGAUCCAAACCCAAGAAGAGUUCAGAAACUGAGAGAAACGUAUUUUAAUAUAAUCAAAGAUGGGCUUAGUACUCUCAGUUACACAGUCAGAGAGAUUAGGAAGGAUUUAUUAUACACUUUUGUUACAGUGGAUGUUCAGGUUCCAGCAGGCUGAUG